Passer montanus (Eurasian tree sparrow) is the source of this 5062-nucleotide messenger RNA. RefSeq names its product Kruppel like factor 3 (gene KLF3). Gene Ontology annotation, molecular function: DNA-binding transcription factor activity, RNA polymerase II-specific; RNA polymerase II cis-regulatory region sequence-specific DNA binding. The record is from RefSeq and is a predicted model, not a curated record. Gene Ontology annotation, biological process: regulation of transcription by RNA polymerase II. NCBI's taxonomy places the organism in Eukaryota, Metazoa, Chordata, Aves, Passeriformes, Passeridae. The coding region runs from base 220 to 1266 and encodes 348 amino acids. The transcript is spliced from 7 exons.
GAGACACCGCCGAGGCGCCUUAGCCGCGGGGACGCGGGACACGCCGGCCUCGCACCUCGCUCCCACCGGAGCGCCUCCGCUCCUACCGCGCUGCGGGAGCCGACGGAAAAUCGCGGCGCGCUCCGCACCGCCUGCCGAGCAAAUCCAGAUAAAAAGAAGUAUUUGGCUACACAGUUUUGGACAGAACCUCAGAGGCAUCAGAAAAGGUGAAUAAAAAAGAUGCUAAUGUUUGACCCAGUCCCUAUCAAGCAAGAAGCCAUGGAGCCUGUUUCAGUGUCAUACCCCUCCAAUUACAUGGACCAAAUGAAGCCAAACAAAUACAGCGUCAUUUAUUCUACACCAAGUAUGUUGCACAAUAAAUUCUACUCCAGCCCUGAAGGACUAUCAAAUGGAAUCCAGAUGGAGCCAGUAGACCUUACGGUAAAUAAACGGAGCUCGCCGCCUUCAACUGGAAGCUCUCCUUCCCCACUAAAAUUUCAGACUGUGCAUAGGAGAAGUUCACCUGGAUUGACUCUGUCCUCACCCAGCUCACCUCUCAGUAAAUUCACACCGUCGCCCCCCGGAGUCCAGCCUCUUUCCAUGCCAAUAACAAUCCCGCCUGUCAUGGCCGCUGCUCUUUCACGCCAUGGACUGAGAAGCCCUGGGAUACUCCCGGUUAUACAGCCUGUUGUGGUCCAGCCAGUUCCUUUCAUGUAUGCUCCCCAUCUCCAGCAGCCCAUCAUGGUGUCCACAGUUCUCGCAGAUGAGAUGGAAACUCCAAGUAGCAUGCAAGUGCCUGUCAUCGAGUCUUAUGAAAAGCCCACACUGAAGAAAACAAUCAAAGUAGAGCCAGGAAGUGAACCAUCAAAGACUGACUUCUAUCCUGAACAAAUGUCACCUCCAAUGAUGACCUCGUUGUCUCCUCAGCAAGUAAUGUUGCAAGAGAAUCACCCUUCAGUUAUAGUUCAGCCAGGAAAGAGACCUCUACCUGUGGAAUCUCCAGACACACAACGAAAACGCAGAAUACAUCGAUGUGAUUAUGAAGGCUGCAACAAAGUCUACACUAAAAGCUCCCAUCUGAAAGCUCACCGAAGAACCCACACAGGAGAAAAACCGUACAAAUGCACUUGGGAGGGAUGCACGUGGAAGUUUGCUCGUUCUGAUGAACUGACGCGGCAUUUCCGCAAGCACACGGGAAUCAAACCCUUCCAGUGUCCAGACUGUGACCGCAGCUUUUCACGCUCGGACCAUCUUGCUCUUCACAGGAAACGCCACAUGCUAGUCUGAAUGUCUUCUGUCCCUGACUCCUGCCACACUUUAUUGUUUUUUACACAUGCAUUUUAAUUUGGAUUCAGCUGGUCUGGAUCUCUGAGUUUAUACCAUUAAAAGCUUACAUAUGGUCAGUAACACAUGUUAUCUAACCCUUCUAUGUCCUUGCCACGGGUCAGACCUAAAGAAUGUGAACACUUCUUUUUUUUCUUCUGGGGAUGCUAAGCAAACCCUUUCUGCAUUCAGUAUGUUUAUUGUAUUUCAUUUGUGAAUAAGGGAAUUUUUAAACUAACAGCUUUUGUUGGUUUCUUCAUAUAAUCAACCCAGCAUAUACUGAUAAAAUAGUAAAUGUUACCGAAUAUCCAAAAUGCUAGUCCUUGCCAGAGACUAUUAUUUAUAUGCCCUGUAAGGGAUACACUCUCAUUUUAUGCUCAACAAUGCAAUGAAUGGACUCUCCCAGCUGUGUUGAUUUCUGCAAUGUGGAUCGCACAACAGUUUUAGAAAGACACCUGAUUUAGAAAUCCCCUCUGCCCAAACAGUGAGUAAUACUGAGGAAAUAAAUCUAAACAGUGUAAUUACUUUACAGAAAGAUUGAGUCAUAGUAUCAUUUACCCCAGCCAAGAAGAAAAAUUGGCAGGAAUUGGUCCAUACAUAAUACUGUCCAUCUAAGCCGAUGUCAUCUGUCAUCUGUAUUAUAGUGUAGUAUACAUCCUUGUUUUUGUUGCAUAAUGCCCCAGUGGAUUUGUUAAAGGAAGACUUUGUGUGACUCUGUAUGUCUGGUUUCUGUGCAAGUGUAUGGAUGGAACGGCUUGAAGCUGAGUCAGGGGUUACCAUCAGGAAGUUCUUCCCCCAGAGGGUGGUUGGGCACUGGAACAGGCUUCCCAGGGAAGUGGUCACAGCACCAAGCCUGUCUGAGUUAAGUGUCUGGACAAUGCUCUCGGGCACAUGGUGUGACUUUUGGGGUGUCCUGUACAGGGCCAGGAGUUGAACUCGAUGAUCUUGAUGGGUCCCUUCCAACUCAGCAUAUUCCAUGAUUCUGUGAUUCUAUGGUACUCUCCUGUGAUUUAGCAUUAAAUGACUCAUAGAAACCUACUGCACCUCAUUUCAGGGAUAUAGAUUAUCCCCCUGCAAUCAUGCCCCUGCAUUUCAUCUAAGUUUUUUCUCUUUGCUGUACUUCAGAAAAUAGCAAUCAUUAAGUCAAAAAUGCGCUGAACUGUAUUGUGAGUACCACUCACAACAGUAUACACUACAGUAUUUAAAAUUAUUGAUCCACAAUAUUUUUAUGAGAAGAUGGCAUCAGAUAUGAAGUACUUCUGAUAAUAAAUUGAGUCAUGUAUCUGUUUUGGAUAAAAGCAUAUACCAGAUCAUCCAGUUCCUAACUCUGGUUUGUGGUGCUAGUAGUCUCCCGAUGGUAGGUACAGCUGCUUCCCUGUGGAGUGUCUAUUGCAUUAAAACCAUGCCCAUUAGCAAACAGAACUCUGUAGCUGAAAGAAACUGAAUUCAAGCAAUCUGCAGUUUCCCCUAGAAAUGUUCCUGUCUGGGAGCCCCCUGCAAGGAAGGUUUCUGUCAGUAUUGGCUGGCAGACUUUGUGGCACUACAAGGAAGCAGGAUGUAUUCUCUACACUCACACACAAGUGCGUUUCCCUUCCUUGCCCUAUGUAAGGUAACCACCAUUCCCUGUUAAACAUACUGAAGUCGGCUUUUCCUUUCUUAUGGAAAAACCCAGUGAACAAUGGAGGUGUGAGGGGAGGAAGAGUUUCAUAGAACUCUACAGGAGACAGGUGGAGUGUCCAUCUGCAGGUGGGUAUAUUUGAGCUUGUGGAGCAGGUAGCCUGUGCUUCUAUAACCAACAGAGCCCAAUGCCAAACAAUCUUGGAGAUACAAGAGUGUGAGUGCAAAGAGCCUUUAUUUGGUGAUGGGACUUUACCAGCUGAUUUGCUGACAUCCACAUGCCUGUGGAAUUAGAGAAGAAUGGUCUGUACUUCCUGUAGAAAGAUGCUCUGACAGCAAUUGCUCUGUUCCAGCUCCAUACAUCCUCACCACCUCGGUAGGGCUGCAUCUUGGGUCUUGUAACUCUCCCUCAUCUGCUCACCUGUGGUGCUGAAACACCUGGCACAGGAAUCCUUCUUUUUACUUUCUUGGUAGGCCAGAUUGUUAGGGACAUGGAGAAACUUGUAGGAAAGAGACUGAUAUUAAUGAACAGCUGUUCCAGAAUGUGGACUUUAUAUUUUAUAUUUUUGGUCAGUGGUAGCAGAAUUUGCUUUAGGAUUUAAUGGCAAUUUUGUAAAUCCAGGUGUGUCACUGGUUGAGAGACUGUGUGGAGGGAGCCCUGUGGCAUCAGUCACAACACAUAUAAUACCCUGGGAUGAAAACAAUUCUCUGUUCUGUUGAUGAGGAGGGAAACAGAUACUAUAAAAUAAGCACCUUAAUGGCAACUGGUCCCAUUUUUACCUUAAAAAUGCAAAUUUAUAAAAUUCAGGGGGUUUAAGGAACAUUUCUUUCUAAUGCUCUGUUUCUCUUUUGAGGCUUCCAUAAAAUGUUUCCAUUAGUAUGUUUUUUAAUAUUUUUUAAAUCAGAACUUCUUUGUAACUAAGAGUUACUUGAGAUAAUUUAGUCUAGGUUAUUUGUGAUGUUAAUUCAUUAGCUUAUGUACCUUUUUCCUGAAAGUAUUUAUGCUAAUGAUGGGGUCCAAUACAGUGGAGAUUGAGCAGGACUUUCAAAUUUCAUCCAUGUGUCUUGUGAAUUAGGACAACAGAAAUUUAAAUAUUAAAUAUAAGUAUUUGAGAUUAUUGCACGAUAAUGUCUUCCUUAUAGGAUUUUUCAGUUGUGUCUGUGGUGUCUUUGUGGGAUGACUAAAAGGUCACAAACAAAUACACUUCUGUCUGAGUGUGAAUUUACAUCUUAACCAGCUCAUUGGUUCAUUUUAGCAAACUUUGACUUGAUCGCAAUUUUAAAAUAUAUUCAGUUAGAUACUUUGCAAAGCCAGUCAUUCCAUCUAUGUCCUAAAGAAAAGCCAGUUUAGAUAGAAAAUCCUAAUUCUGGAGAAUGAGUACAUUUAAACACCCCCCCACACACACACCUUUCUCUGUAACAGUAUUGCUCUGGGCAGUGUGUAACAGGUAAUACUGUUUUACUAAAAUGUGCCUGUUUAAGCUAUUUGAUUAUAAUAAAUUACUAGUUUUUAAUUUUGUGGGAUUUAUUUAAAUAUAGACGUGGCAUUCUGCAGUGAUACUUCUAAUGCCACAUCUUGUUCAAAUAUGUUGUCUCUGCCAGGGUUUAGCAACAUGAUAAAUACAAAUCCUUCCUAAAAUAAUUUACAAAGCAUUUUACAUCUCUUAAGAGGGCUAGACCAUUUUUCAUUAUAUUUUACAGAUAUUAGCACUUAAUGUACUUUAGAGGGUCAAAAUAAUCUUUUUGCUUAGCAUCUCUCACCUGCAAAUAUAGCAAGGAUUUUUAUUUACUUUGAUACGUCUAUAAACUAUGCAGAAUUUUUAAAAUAAAAUGUAAUAUAUUUUAUAAGCUAAUAAGACAAAAUGGCUAAUUAAAGGUUUCUAGCGUGCAUUACUAUAACUUGCAAAUAUGGAGACAUUUUGGUAAUCUUUUCUUACUAAAGAUGUGAAUGUUUAAUGUACUUUCACUGUUUCUACUUUGGUAGUCCAAUGGGAAUUCAGUAAUGACAUUUUGUCAUGUCAAACUGUGAACAUAAAUUUGUACUGUACAGUCCUCAUACUAUAUUUAGUAUAUGUAGUAUAUGUAGUAUAUUUAGUAUACAGUGCAUAUGUAUUAUACUUGUUAAUAAAACACUCAGAAUGUU